UCAGAAGAAUGGGUUACGGUUAUCCGGUUGAAUAUUUUCUGCGCUGAAGACGAGACGGAGCAGGUUUUGAUCUUUUUUCAUCUCAAUUCUUAACUUUGGAAAAUGAAUCAAGAAGAGAUAGACAAAGAACAGUUACUUCGGUAUCUUCGUGGAGAAAUUCCAUUUGAGCAGUGGGUUCAGGGCCAACAGAUAUAUGAACAAAGCCAUCAGUUUGCUUUGAACACUGAUUUGCCCCUACCAUCUCAACCACAAGAGAGGCAGGAUGAUGAAGACGAAGAUGAUGACGAUGAUGAGGAGGAGGAUGAAGGAGGCAAAGGAGAAGAAGAAGCAGGACCUAGCACAUACUCAGGUCAAGGUUAUUCUCCGAUCCAUGAGAUGGAGAUAGAGAGCAAUGCUGGAGAUGAAGAUUUACAAAACACAGCAGAAGAUAGUGCAUUGAAUAUCGAGAUGCAGGUAAAACGUGGUAGACGGAGAGGUCCCGUUGAUCCGCCUGAGUUCCGCAGCCGUCGUCGGCGUCGUAACAGGGUUCCGAAGCGUCUACGAGGUUUAAUGGGUCAAGCCCAUCUCUGCUUUGCCCGUAGGGAACAUGAUCAAGCCACAAAGAUGUGUAUGGAGAUCAUUCGCCAAGCUCCGAAGGGUGUAGAACCCUUUCAGUUACUUGGUAUGAUCUAUGAGGACCUGGGUGAUAUGGAGAAAUCUAUGCAGUUUCAACUGAUAGCAGCUCAUCUUUCCCCGAGGGAUACAGAACAAUGGCACCAGCUUGCUGAGGUGUGCUUGGAGAGAAAUGACUUGGAGAAGGCCAUUUAUUGCUAUUCUAAAGUACUGAGGACCAAUAGCCAUCACAUACCAACCCUCCAUGCACGUGCUAGGCUGUACAUCAGACUCGGGGAGAACAAGAAGGCAAUGGAAUCCUACCAUACUAUCAUCAAGCAUCUACCUCAAGAUGAGUGGUCUCAAGGUGUUCUUCUUGCUAGAGAACUUGUCCAGAGAUGUCAUAAGCUGGGAGAAGUGAAUCUUGCUAUUGAGGCAAUGGAGACGUUAGUUAAAAGGUAUCCUGAACACAUCAGCUCAGAAGAGGUGAAUAACCUGGCUGAGUUGUAUAUCUCCAGUUUACAGUACGAGAAGGCUAUACAGGUGAUGUCUCGUCAUUGCGGAGUGAUAGUUGAAUACAAUGAGAUGGACCUUUCAACGUUUCAAGGAGGAGAUUCAGAAGCAGUGAAUGUCGUUAUUCCCGACGGACUUCCCAUUGACCUGAGGGUCAAGCUAGCAAUCUGCCUCAUCCAUUCCAAACAUCUCACUCCUGUUCCCAUGGUAACCAAACCACUCUUCUCCGAGGACCCAGAAGACUUUGGUGACCUCUACCUCGACGUAGCGGAAGCAUACAUAGAUAUCAAUGAUCACCAGUCAGCAAAGCCGAUAUUAGCAGCUCUUCUUAAAGCUAAGAACUAUAAUCUGCCCGCAGUGUGGCUGAGGUAUGCAGAAUGCUUGAGCUCUUUGGGCGAGCUAGCAGCUUCCAGCAAAGCAUACAGCGAGGUACUCAAACAGGCUCCUAGACAUCUUGAUGCAAGGCUUGCCCUAGCAGCCAUUGAACAACAGCUAGGAAGGGCCGAAUCAGCAUUACAAACACUUUCUCUGGAUCCAUUAGAUGAUGACGAUGAUGGCGAUUACAUUCUAUCCAAGCAAGACAUUCAGAUUCUAUACAGACAGGGCAUAUUGAUGUACACCCAAGGCCACUUUGAUGAGUUUCUGGAGAAAGGAAACUAUCUCCUCUCAAAGUUCAUCCAUAAGGAUAAUGAAGAUCACGCAGAUUACAACGUAAUUACCAAAGGGGAAUGGUUAAGUUUGAUUCAGAAAAUGUGCGUAUCAUAUGGGAAGAUGAAGCGAUACGGUCAGGCGUGCAAUCUCAUCAAAGACGCUCUUAAUUACAAUAUAUAUGACAGAGACAUCGAUAAACCAUGGAUACAGAAGCUGAAAUUCAUGUUGGUCUGCGCAUCUUAUCAUCAUGAGAAUUAUGACGAUGCUUUUUCAUCUAUCAGGGAGUUUGUCAAUCAGUGGGGAGAGAAGAUUAAUCUGAUGAACCUAUUUAGCUUGAUAGUAAACAACACUCUGGGAUCAAGACAUCACAAGUACUGCAUGAGACUUACUAUAAAGUUUUAUCCUGAUAGUACUGCUCUGUCUAUCAUCAAUGGCCACAAUGCAUUACAAACAAGCAGCUAUAAACAUGCCAUAGGAGAGUAUGUGAGGGCAUACCAUCACGAUCUUUCAAACCCAUUCCUACCGCUUUGUAUUGGUGUGAGUUUAUUUGCACUGGCUGCACAGAGAUUCACGGUCAAUAAAGACUCCAUCAUAACGCAGGGGUAUGCAUGCCUUCGGUUAUACCAGAAGCUGAGGGGAGAUACACAAGAAACCAAUUACAAUAUCGGAAGAGCACUACAACAAGUUGCUAUCGAUCACCUUGCAGUGCACUACUACCACAAGGCUCUUGGUCUGCCUCCCAUCAUUCCUUACGAUGAUAGAUAUGAUCUUCGACCUCAGAUAGCCUUUAACCUUUCCCUUAUCUACCGGGCCAAUGGGAACACUGAAAUGGCCCUGGAACUACUUGAGACUUACUGUGUUAUAUGAGCAAGUUUCUUGAAGAGGAAAUAGGCUCAGAUCUCAGAGAUUGACCCUAUCAACAAGGAUGAUGGCAGCGCUAUAAUGGCUCUGAAGUUACUGCAGAUCUACUGUGUUACAUGAGCAAGGUCAUGUCGAUGUUCUUUAUGAGGAAAAAGGCUCAGAAUCUAGGGACGUCAUCCACAAGACCAAUGGGAACAAUAAAAUGGCCAUGGAAUUGAUAGAGACUUACUGUGUUAUAUGAUGAGCGAGGUCAUGUUUUUGUCUCUAUGAGGAAAAAGGCUCAAAUCUCAGUAGAGUUUUACCUGACUGACAAAGAUAAUGGCAGCGAUGAAAUUGCUCUGUGAUGUAUGAGCUAGAUUAUGUUGAUCAUCUGGAACAGGAAAGGGACGUCAUCUACAUUGCUAAUUGCAGCACUGGAAUGGCUCUGGAGUUACUAGAGACUUACUCUGUUAUAUGAGCGAGAUAAUGUUGUCUUGAAGAGGAAAGGCACAAAUCUUGGUAAUCUGCAAGGCUAAUGGCAGCCUUGACAUGGCCCUAAAAUUACUAGAGACUUGCUGUGUUAUAUGAGCGAGGUCAUGCUUUGUCUUGAUGAGGAAACUGGCUCAAAUCUCAGUAAAAUUUUACUGUAUCGAUAAGGGUAAUGGCAGCACUGAUAAAAUGGCUCUGGCGUUAUGCAGACCUACUGUUUUACAUGAACAAAGUCAUGUCGAUGUUCUUGAUGAGGAAAGAGGCUCGCAUCUAGGAACGUCAUCUACAAGACCAGUGGGGCCAUUAAAAUGGCUCUGGGGCCCGUUUCAUAAAGGACUUGCAACUGUUGUAACUUUGCCAUAAUGGCAACUACCAUGGUAACAGGGCUCAGCAGCCAAUCAUAAUCCAGGUUACCAUGGUAGUUGCCAUAAUGGCAAAGUUACAAUAGUUGUAAUUCCUUUAUGAAAUGAGCCCCUGGAGUUGUUGGAUAAAUAUGACCAGCACUGCGUUGAUCAAUUGGCAGAAAAAAGGCUGAGAUCAAGGCAUGUCUACUACAAGGCCAAUGGGAACAGUAAAAUGGCCCUGGAAUUGAUAGAGAAUACUAUGUUAUAUCUUAUGUCAGUCUUUGCUUUUGGAUCCACCUUUUUCUCUGCCUAUGGCGAUUCCAUGAAGUGGACAUUUAAUUUCAAACAGUUUCAAAGCACACUUAUAAACCUACAUUAUUCACGCAUUUCUUGUUGAUUUUAUCAGACAUACUUAACAUUCAAUGCAUACAUAAUUAAUUUUACAAAAUUUCAUUGGAUAGUUCCAGGAAAAAUGAGCAUUACGGACACGACAUGUAAUGUUGUUUCUUACCUUCAGAAUGAGUGCUUU
Lytechinus pictus (painted urchin) is the source of this 3957-nucleotide messenger RNA. Its product is annotated as general transcription factor 3C polypeptide 3-like. The transcript is spliced from 19 exons. Gene Ontology annotation, biological process: transcription by RNA polymerase III. The record is from RefSeq and is a predicted model, not a curated record. Gene Ontology annotation, molecular function: protein binding. The coding region runs from base 103 to 2622 and encodes 839 amino acids. Gene Ontology annotation, cellular component: transcription factor TFIIIC complex. NCBI's taxonomy places the organism in Eukaryota, Metazoa, Echinodermata, Echinoidea, Temnopleuroida, Toxopneustidae.